GAUGACCCAGCCCAUAACUCAAACGCUCUAUCAACGGGAAGGAGAAAGUACCCUGUACAUGGACCAUGAUUUCACCAUUGCUCUGCAAAUAGUUCCCCCCGUUUCCGUUUCUAAAGCAGAUGAGAACACAACAGCAGAGCUGCCCCAGAACCAGGGUUUCACCAGGGACCAGACCCUUUUUUUGAUUGACCUGAUGCGCCAACAUCUAAUGAAAGAUGACAAUGAACUUCCUCGGAACCUCGCUGAACUAAACUCCAGGAUCAAAAUGUCCAGGGGGAAGAAGCGAUCUUUCUGGCAGGAAAUUGCGGUGAAGUUGACAAGUCAGUUCAACCAGAAUUUUGACGUAGACAAGGUGUCCAGAAAGUGGACCACCCUGGAAGAUGGAUACAAGAAGGCAGUAGACAACAAUGCAUCCACAGGGAAAGGUCCUACCAAGUUCCAGUUUUUAAAAGAAAUGUUGGAACUUAUUGGGGGGCAUCAUGACGUUGAUUUUCCGGUAAUCGGGACAGCAAAGGGAUUUACUGUUAGGCGGCCAGAGGCCAUAAAGCAACCUUUGACAAUCGGCAACUCUUCUACUGAGAAAAUACAAAAAAUAUAUGUUCAAAUAAUAUAAUACGUUGAAAUUAAACAACAUGUUCUGAGUUGUUGUGGAAAAAUAGUUGUUAAAUUAAACGAUUAUAAAGAACCA
Molecule: messenger RNA, 688 nt
Organism: Misgurnus anguillicaudatus (oriental weatherfish)
Lineage: Eukaryota; Metazoa; Chordata; Actinopteri; Cypriniformes; Cobitidae
Source: RefSeq, a predicted model, not a curated record